AUGGACGCGAACCAACUUGGCCUCGUGUCCUCGAUCUUCACGCUCGGUGGGCUCUUUGGCGCUCUGGCGUCAGGCUCGCUAUCCGCUCGCUACGGUCGAUUACGCGUCAUGCGGAUCAAUACUCUCCUGUUGGCAUUCGGGCCACUAGCUGAGGCGUUGGCGCCGAACAUCGGCGCGCUAGCAUUCGGCCGCUUCAUCUCAGGCCUGGGUGCCGGCGUGUCUGUCGUCGUUGUGCCGAUUUACAUCAGCGAGAUCGCGCCACCCAGCGAGAAGGGCUUUUUCGGCGCGUUCACCCAAAUUAUGACCAACAUGGGUAUCUUCACGACUCAGGUCCUCGGCUAUUUCCUCAGUCGCGGCUCAUUGUGGCGCAUUAUCCUCGCCGCCGCUGGAGCUAUCGGCGUGGUGCAAUUUUUCGCAUUGAUAGGCGCCGUGGACAGUCCGAAGUGGACAGCCGAGAAUAGAAAUCCCAGGCAGGCGAAAUUAGAUCUGUUGAAGAUCAGGGGCGAGGCGGUCAAUGUGGAGGAAGAGACUGCUGGCUGGAAUGGAGCAGAUGACAGUGAUGAAGAGCAACAAACCCUCCUCUCCGCCCCAGAUGCACAGAGCACCAAUCGACCCACUAAACAACCAACCCUAUCCAUCUUCGGCGUCCUCUCCUCCUCGACGCACCGCGGCGCGAUCCUCGCCGUCGUGGUCGUAAUGAUGGCUCAACAACUCUGCGGCAUCAACAGUAUAAUCAUGUACGGCGUCUCUUUACUCUCCGAUCUGCUGGCGGCAAACUCCGCCCUCCUCAACAUCCUCGUCAGCGUACUCAACGUGCUCGCCACCACGGGCUUCGCGCCCCUCGCAGACAUCCUGGGCCGCAAGGUGGUCCUCCUCGCCAGCAUCGGCGGGAUGGGCACCUCGAGCGUGCUCCUCGCGAUCGGCAUCCGCGCGUCCAUCCCGAUCCUCUCGGCCGUCGCGGUCUUGGCAUUCGUCGCGAGCUUCGCAUUCGGACUGGGGCCUGUCCCCUUCAUUUUGGCCUCGGAACUGGUCGGGCCCGAGGCUGUGGGCGCGACGCAGAGCUGGGCGCUCGCCGCGAAUUGGAUCUCGACGUUCAUCAUUGCGCAGUUUUUCCCGCUGGUUAAUGAGCAAUUGGGCAAGGGGCUAGUGUAUUUUGUUUUUGCGGCGCUGGCGGCAAUGUUUUUCCUUUUUGUGGGCUGGUAUGUGCCCGAGACAAAGGGAAAGAAGGAUGCGGAUGAGGUUUGGGGGAGGCAGCCAAGAAGGGAGGAUUGA
Molecule: messenger RNA, 1272 nt
Organism: Exophiala aquamarina CBS 119918
Lineage: Eukaryota; Fungi; Ascomycota; Eurotiomycetes; Chaetothyriales; Herpotrichiellaceae
Exons: 2
Coding region: 1-1272 (423 amino acids)
Biological process (GO): monosaccharide transmembrane transport
Cellular component (GO): membrane
Molecular function (GO): hexose transmembrane transporter activity
Source: RefSeq, a predicted model, not a curated record